ACAAAAGUAUCAAGGCCUGCUUAGUAAACAAGUAGUAGUUUUGUUUCAAGACAUUUGGAGAUAGAGUGAAGAACUGGAUGACGUUUAACGAGCCCCGUGUUGUAGCUGCUCUAGGCUAUGAUAACGGCAUUUUUGCGCCUGGUCGAUGCUCUAAAGCAUUUGGAAACUGCACUGAUGGUAACUCCGCGACCGAACCAUACAUUGUUGCCCAUCACCUUUUCUUGGCACACUCAGCAGCCGUCCAGAGAUACCGCCAAAAUUAUCAGGAGAACCAAAAAGGAAGGAUUGGGAUUCUACUGGAUUUUGUUUGGUUUGAGCCACUUACAAGUAGUGAAGCAGACAAUGACGCUGCUCAAAGAGCAAGAGACUUUCAUGUUGGAUGGUUUAUUCACCCAAUAGUAUAUGGAGAGUAUCCAAAGACAAUGCAGAACAUUGUGAAAGAUAGGCUUCCAAAAUUCACAGCGGAAGAAGUGAAAAUGGUGAAAGGUUCCAUAGAUUUCGUUGGGAUAAACCAAUACACGACUUAUUUCAUGUCUGAUCCUAAAAUUUCCACACCACCCAAGGCUUUGGGUUAUCAACAAGAUUGGAACGUCGCUUUUAACUUUGCAAAGAAUGGGACACCAAUUGGUCCAAGGGCAUAUUCGGAAUGGUUAUAUAACGUACCAUGGGGAAUGUACAAGGCGUUGAUGUACAUUAAGGAACACUAUGGUAAUCCAACUAUGAUUCUCUCGGAAAAUGUGUUGAGUGUUAAAAUUUGA
Messenger RNA from Camelina sativa (false flax), 758 nucleotides. The record is from RefSeq and is a predicted model, not a curated record. Lineage: Eukaryota; Viridiplantae; Streptophyta; Magnoliopsida; Brassicales; Brassicaceae.